AUGGCCACACAGCACCAGGGCGGGCUGCCCGUCUCCAUAGCACACCAACAACAGCAUUUCCGCCUGCUCGAGCUGCCCCCGGAAAUCGUUGAGCUGCUGGACAAGCCAAAUCCUCCGCUACUGUCCAUCAAAUCGCAAGCUUUUUCCGCUGCUACUAGCACGCAUAACGCAAAGCCCGCAUAUGCCGUACUCUGCACCCCGGGCAAGUCGUUCCAGGUGCGCCAGGUCCAGACGUCCAACUCGCUCUUCGUGACCCAGCCAGCCCUCGAAGCCCAUGGCAACGAGAUCCCAAUCCCUGUCACACGCGCAAUUGCUCUGUGCAGCUCCACACUCGAGCUCUAUGCCUCUUCUGCCUCUGCCAUUGCCUUGUUGAGAGAGGUGCUCCCUGUGUACGACAUUGUUGCUGGCGACGUUGAUGCCACUCCUAACGGCAUGACCAAGGCUGGUAUAUUCAACGACAUGCCCUUGUCCGAUGGAGAGUGCCAGGCAGGGUGGAGGCAGCUCAUGGCCUUUGACACAAAUGAGGGCUCGUAUCAGCCAUCCCCGAGCGCUCUCUCCCAUGUAUGGAGAUCCAUCAUUGCUGCUGCGUUGGCAGAGGGGAUCCCCCUCGACAAACAGUUCAUGACCAGCGACAUUGCAACGGCCGUAGCUGAAGAAGGGCACCCCGCUCCUCUCACACAAGCCGUGCUUGCGUACUUGGCAACGGAUGACACUGACAGGAGCGGACCGUGGUCCUGUCUCGACCGAGCAAAGACAGUCGCCUUCACCGGGAAAACCCUGCUAGAUGCCAGGCAUGGUGCUGACUUUUUGAUUGCUGAUUUCACUGACACGUGGGAGGAUCGCCUACCAGAAGUAUGGCGCAAAGAUGCUAAGCUUACAGCCAUUGAAGGCUUUUAUGAAUUUCCUUCAGAUACAACCAUCAAGGCAAAGGGCAAGGCUGCAUCGGCCCUGGUGGUGGACAACGGAACGACAGCUGUAAAGCCAUCGGCGCGUAAGUGGCAUGAAAAAUUUGCCAAGACGAGAAACAAAUAG
This is a messenger RNA of Bipolaris zeicola 26-R-13, 1032 nucleotides long. RefSeq lists its product as uncharacterized. The record is from RefSeq and is a predicted model, not a curated record. Bases 1 to 1032 code for a protein of 343 amino acids. Gene Ontology annotation, biological process: maintenance of mitotic sister chromatid cohesion; mitotic sister chromatid cohesion. NCBI's taxonomy places the organism in Eukaryota, Fungi, Ascomycota, Dothideomycetes, Pleosporales, Pleosporaceae. The transcript has 2 exons. Gene Ontology annotation, cellular component: chromosome, centromeric region; nucleus; chromatin.